AGCUGGAAAAAUGGCGGCCGGUUCAGGGGCUGCAAGCGGGCACGGGGCCCGCAGCUCCAGCGCUGGUCUGGAAGCGUCUUUGGACCGACGAUUUCAAGGAGUAUCAAACACUAUGGAGUCGAUACAGGGACUUUCAACUUGGUGCAUUGAAAACAAGAAGCACCACAGCCUUAUCGUUCGUCACUGGAUGAAGUGGCUAAAGAAAUCUGACAACAAUCACCGCUUGAAUCUCUUCUACCUUGCCAACGAUGUGAUACAGAACUGCAAAAGAAAGAACGCCAUUGUCUUUCGACAAGCCUUCGCAGAAGUCCUUCCUAACGCUGCUCAGUUCAUCAAAGAUGGGAAGGUCCGCAAAUCAGUGGAGAGGAUUUUUACGAUUUGGGAGGAGAGGAGCGUGUAUCCUGAAGAGGUCAUCGCCCAGUUCAAAGCCGGCAUGAACAGGAAGGAAAAGGAGCGAGAGAAGCAGAAGGAAAAAGAAAAGGAGAAGGAAAAGGAGAAAGAAAAAGAGAAAGAAAAGGAAAAGGAGAAAGAAAAGGAGACUCCAGCAGCAACUGCCUCAGCCAACACCAAAGCUGCCCUCAAGUCCAAGAUUGUAGCAGAGUUCACUCCCCACACCCUCGUUGAACAGUUGUCGAGAUAUAAGCGAGCAGUCGCAGAGGAGGAGUUCAGGGAGAAGCAGCUGGCAACUCUCAGGGUGGACGUCUGCAGCACCGAGGCUCUAAAGAGACUUAAAGACAAAGCAGGGGGGAACAAGUUUGCGAAGGACUUUGAGGACGGCAGUCUGAAGCUGCAGGAGUUUGUCGGCUUCAUGGAGAAAGAGUUGAAAACGGGGCCUCCUCUGCUGGAAGCUUUGGGAAACGCAGACAUUUUCUACGAGAUGCAAUACAAGGAGGUUAAGAUUGUGGCCAAUGCGUACAACGCCUUUGCCAACCGUGUGGCCAGUCUUAAAAGGAAAUUGGAUUCCCUCAAGUCGACUCUACCCGGACCUGAGGACUCCCCCAUCCCCUCACCCUCUGAAGACGCCCCCUCUCCCACCGGCUCUGAAUCGCCCUUCCUGGGAAUGGGAGCAGGGAGGGCUCAGGUGGAUCCAGAGCUGGAUGGAAAGGCCAUGGAUGAAGGAGAACUACCUAGUGAACACAGAGACACGGACGUGGAUUUGUCUGAUGAAGAGGCUAUCGCUGCCAGAGCAGGGGCAGAUGACAAGAAGGACAAGACGUCUACUGCUGUUGCCAAGUCGGAUGCAGCGUCAAAGCUUCCCACCACGCCUACAAAAGCUUCUAAGAACAACGCUACUGCUGCUGCCACGCCGACCCCAGUGACUCCCACUUCUGCUGCCGCUCAGAGCGCCUCGACAAACCCACUGGGAGUGAAUCUGGAGAAGGUGGACCUGGGAAAGAUCAGCUCCAUUCUCAGCUCACUCACAUCUGCCAUGAAGAAUACAGCAGCUAGCCCAUCACCUCGGCCAUCUCCAGGAACACCCACCACUCCCUCUGUCCAAUCAGUAGCCUCUAAAGCGACAUCUUCGAGCCCUCACCUGGCCAGCAUCCUGUCGCGUGUUGACAUCACACCUGAAGGCAUACUUAAUGCUCUGUCUAAAACAAACACCCCAGGUUUGUCCUCUCUCCUACAAAACGUGACAAACACCACCUCCGCCCCUCCCACCCGAACCUCCCCAGAAUCAUCAGCGGUCAAAGCUCUGCUCAGCCCAACCACCCCAAAACCAAAACCCACUCUGGGGAACAGCCUCAAACGAGACGCAACUGGGAGAACCAGAGACUGGGAGAAAGACAGACAUCUGUCCCCUCCUCCUCCACCCCCUCCUCGUCCCUCAGUUCCCUCUGUCUCUCCCCCUAGCCUAGAAUCAAAAAUCAACAGUUUCCUGCAGGGUAAUCCAGGUUUCAGUCUCGCUCUAGGUGAUGUCAGCCCCGAUGGGGUGGAUGGGACCCCGGUGAGAGACGAGGCUGCCGGCACCCCUACCCAGGACGAGAUCAUGGACACACCUGGGAGUGUGUCAGAGUCUUUGGGGUCAUCUGGAGGUCAUAACCUCUCACCCACAGCGUACCGCAGUGAACCGUGGGAUGCUGUGAUCACCCCGUCAGGAAGCAACAGCAAUGGAGACUUUAUGGGCUCGUCCUCCUCGUCUCGGUACGGAGCUGGGAAAAAGAGCGACACAAAAUUGAAGGACAAUGACGUAAAGAAGCAGAUCUCCUCAUCCCCCAGUAACGACAUGAAGGGUAAGCUAGACGGCCAGUCAAGAGUGAUGGGAAACAGCCGAGGGGUUGGAGAAAGGAGACACUCCGCGGGCUCUCGUAAAGCCAGCAGUGGCUCAGAUGAAGGAGCUCUGAGUGGAAAAAGAGACGGGAAAGAGUCUCCAGGUGGGGACGGGAAGGAGGGCCAGUACCAUCGUAUUGAGACACUGGUAUCGCCCUGCACUGAAGGGGCACCCAUCGAAACUCUGUGCUACUCAAACCGCCCACUCACCGGAGAGCGCAUCAAGACAGUUGAGAGCAUCCGCGUGUUUGGCCGAGGCUCUAGACGAGGGGGAGGGUCCGGCGGUCGGCCAGGAGGAGCUAUGUGGUACGAAGAGGAGGAGUACAUGGAAGCUCAGCCUCCCUCGCCCCACGACGUCCCCCCUCCUCUUAACAUCGGCUUCGAGGACAUGAACCCCUCCAUGCCUCCUCCCCCACAUCUCCUCCUUCCACAUCUCCCCCCUCCUCCGACCCAUCCUCACGCACAACCUCCUCCUCAAUCUCCGUUCCAAAUGCCCUACCACCCGGAGAACAUCCAGACUCCUCCUCCAUCACUCCUCCACCAGCAUCCUCCUCCUGCAUCCCAUUUCUUAAGCCCGCCUCCACCGAUCCCUCGUCUCCCUCCGCCUCCCGUUCCGCAGCGCCUAUCCCCUCCACCUCCCCACCAUGCUGCGCCGUCUGCAGUCAUGGUCGGAGGAAUGUUGGUCCCCGUUGACCGACCUCUUUCUCUUCUUCCCCCAAUCAGACCUGAAGGUUUAGAGCGAGGCGGAGGAGGGCCAAGAGGAAACAAAAUGGCCCCUCCACCUCUUAUGUCGUCGUUGCUAGGCGAGCCCCCGAAGCUGCCGCGUCCUGGCACAGUUAAAGAGCCGUUUGUCCCCCGUCAUGCAUCCCCUCUCCUCCGCCCAGGCGCCCCUGGUGCCCCCCUACCCCUACUGGGCCGAGUGAAGGAGCCUCUGCAUCUACCUCUUCCGCCCCCCUCCCCCACAUCCUCCACACCCUCUCCCUCCACGCCUAACUCCCCUGCAGUGGACCCCGGUCCCGCUCGCCACCCUAAUCAGUCCUCCGCCCCUCCUCUCCAGAAUCCCCCUGGUAGUCCUCCAGCUCAGCCUCGCAACCAAACCUCUAACCCCGUCCCCCUGCUCGCCUUACCCACCUCUCGACCCCCGAUCCUCCCGGUCCCCAUGCCACAGAGACCUCUGAUGCGAGGCCGAAACCCCUCUCACCAUUUUAACCGAGAUAACCGAGAUCACCACAAGGGGGGAUUUCGUGGGGGCAAGCGGUCCGGUCCUCCGUUCUCAGGUGGUCCCUUCCACUCGCAGAAGAGACCCUUCCUGCCCCCACGCUACUGAAGUGGUCGUCUAACACACGCUGAAUGAGAAGCGCCCUGCAGUGAAGUGCAGAGUGUGUGUUAGCCCUGCUGGUAUGAGCCCAGAUAUCUUUACUCUGUUAAUUAGCUUGAAUUAAAACUACCUUAGGUUGUGUGUAAAUAGCUGAUUAAAUCUUCACGCUUCAGCUAGGUAGCCAGCCAGUCAUCUCACACUGUAUAGUGCAGCUACGAGGUUAUCAGUUACAUAGUGCAGAGUGGUGUGUAACAGCCCUCAGUCUAUCACUUUUUUCUCCAUUUCUCCAUACACAGAAGAUAGAAGUCUCAUCAGGUCUGGUGCCGUAACCUUAGGAGGAAAACACAGAUAGUUCACGCAGAAAUGAAACUUUAUUUUAUUUAGAGUGUGUGAUUGUUGGGAAACUUUACCUGAGAGGGAGCAGGAGAGGGAAAGAGAGGUAUGGGUCUCAUAGAAUACACAGGAAAGAAUAAUUUGGCAUUUUGGUAAUUACUUUAAAUACUUUUUUAACUGAUAGUAAGAUGAGAAGUUUGUCACCACCCUCAUAUCUGUGUGCUAAAAGUGAAGCUACAGUCAGAGCCGGUGAGCUUAGUUUGACAUAAAGACCGGAAAUGGGGGAACAGCUACACCAGCUCCCACUACUAACACCCCUAAAGGUCAUUUAUUAACAUGUGAAAUGUUUGUUUCACCUGUACAAAAACUGAAGUGUAAAAGGGACAAGUUGUGUUUUUCACGGAGGAUUGCGUGACAGAAAUUGCCACUUGUUACUCUUACUCUCUAUCUUUAGUCUGAUAUUGUGUCCAUGUUAACCAAAGCAGGAGGGGGAUUUUAUUUUUCCUGAACCAAUCAGAAGAAACUGUCAUUGUAGGUCCACAGGGAGCCAUACAAACAUACCUGUUGCACCAGGAUUUUAACAGUUGAGUGGAGCAAAAUAAGUCAAACUACGAUGUCGGGCAAUAUUCAGAAGACAUGUUGAUUUACAAUAGUCUUCAUUGCAGCAUUUUUCUUGUCUAUGACCCUUGUUGUUGUUAUUACUCCCCAUUUGUUGACAACAGCUUGUCAACUGAUUUAGUCCUGCCUGUGGCUCUGAUUGGUCUUUUUUUUUCUCUUUCUAAAAAUUGUAAUGGAAAAAACUGCUGUUUCACGUCACACUGACGACAAAUCAGUCAGUUCAAAGUCAGCAGAUUCAGUGCCAAACACAUUAAGCCCCAGCUCAGACCAGAAAUUCACAACAAGAUGAAGCCGUUUUAGGACUUGGCAGAGAGAAGUUGCAGCGGUGUGAACAUGGCGGUCACAGCUCGAUUCAGGCCGGCUGAUGGUGCCAGAGCCAGAGUCAGAGGCUCGUUUUAGAACCUAAAGCACUUAACCUUAACAGCCAAUCAGCUUGUAGUGAAGUCCACUGACCAAGCCAAUCACAAACCAUCGGCAGAGCUGUUUUCUCUGCUGCGGCAUUCUCUGACAACAGCCCUCCGUCCCCAUCCAGCCCGAGUCCUUCACAUCCUUGCAGAUGUUGACAGUGGUGCUGGCGGAUGGGGGGUUGCUGCAGCUGCGCGUUGUAUACGCAUACUCACCGACUGACUGAUCGGCACUGGUUAUUCAAAUUAUAGUGGCUGAGAUCAGGUCGUUUUGAUUAUGUUUUUGCUGUUUCAUCACCUUUAGAAUAGGCCUGAAAAGCUGAAAGUUAGAACAGAAGUCACUGCUUCUGGCCACGAAAAGCAGGUUGACUGUUACCUUCAAACAGAACCAGGCUAGAAGUCUGCCCAGUUUCCGGUCUCUAUGCUAAGCGAAACGGUCUCCUGUCCCCAGCUUCAUAUUUAAAAGUCAGAUAUGUCAUCUAACUCCGCAAGAAAGCCAGUAACCGUAUUUCCCAAAAUGCCAAAUUAUUCCUUUAAAAAUGUUUGAUAAAAGUUGCAAAGUGAUCUCUUCUUCCAUGAGUGUGUGUGGGUGUGUGCUGUGUGUCCUAACAUGGUAUUUCUCAUUUGAAGUGAUGAGAUUCAGCGAAGGGUUAACACUAUCUCCGGAGUACCUGCUGUAAAUAAUAUACUCCUCUUUGCUCUUGAUCUUUUUUCACCCUUCCAUCUCUCCCACUGUAUAUUUCUAAGCUUGUAAAUAUAAAAACUGAGAUGAUACAGCUUUUUUUUUUCUCUUGAAGCUCUUUUUUUUUCCUGUUCAUGAGGACAAUGAUUUCGCAUCCCCGUCUUUACUGUGAUUGAGGCCUUGGAUAAGCUUUAGCUCCAGAAGAAUUUCCCUGCAGUGUCUGUCGCACCUUUCUGUCCUCCUUUUGAAAGCACCACGCAGAAGAGGAGGGUGAAGAUAAUUAUGUAUUUUUAUUUUCCAGCAUAAAUGUCUGCCUGUGCGCGCUUCAAGUUAGACUGAGUCAUGAAGAUACUCGGUAGUGGAUGGCGGGCGGGGGGAGGUAUUUCAGUUCUGAACCACACUCUUGCUAGACUUCAACAUGUACUGACUUGAAUAAAAUCCAGAGUUUCAAUUCAACUGGGGGGGAGGUAUUUUAUUUGGUCACUACUUAUCACUGGAAUUGCGCUGUUGUAAUUUAUUUGCGCUGUUCAGCUGCCUGUUUUCAGAGGAAUUGUUUUCAUAUAUUUACACAGCUGCUGCCAUCUUCAUAUUGCAUUAACAUUUAAUGCAUUUUAUUUUUUGCGCUGUAUUUUUCUACUAGACAGAAUCGGCAAUUUCCAGUUUGCAGCAGCGCCCACAGAUGGUGUCAAGGGAGCGAAAACAUUUGAGCUAAUUAGGGUUGUUUCGAAAGUGGUUUAUUCACCAGUUGUUGUGGCCCCUUCCUCUGUUUUGUUUCUUCGCUAAUUUCAUGCUUUUGCCCUCAAGCCCCUGUGCUUACUUUGUGCUCACAUGGCUUCGUCCAGAAACACUUGUGCACCUCUCAAAACCUCUGAGAGUAAAAAAAAAAAACCCAAAAAACUCUGCAGGAUGGCAGUAAUCUUCUGUCGUGUGCAGGAAUUAUUGCUGUAAUCCCUCUCUCUGGUCGACAUUGAUGUAGUUUUGCACAUGCGGUGAGAGGUGCAUGUUGGGUGUUGCUGCUCAAAGCUUCCUGUGUCUGUCUGAUCAUGGAGUGUGCAUCGUCUCUCGUGCUCUUUUACAGUUAAUCAAGAUACAUGGAGCACCUGCAUAAAGUUAAUACAUUGUAGAAAUGUAACCACAAAGAGUUUAAUUGUCACUUCAGUGUUAGCAAAUCAUCCCAGUUCUGAUGUUUUACUGAAUGUUAAAGUCUGUUACCACCUUCUGUAAACUGUCUUCUAUCUCUUCACUCACUGAAACAGCUAAAUAUCAACCCCAAUCAGUUCGAUGUGGAGAGAAAGCUCUGUUGUUGUAAAAAAUCUUCCGAAGCACGUACCAAGUUCAACAUUUCAGUUUUCCCUGUAAAUAAGUCCCUCUCUGUUUCCUGUUUGACAAACUGAGUUUGACUGAAGAUGUGACAAAGCUGAUGGUCUGUGUAUAUCUGAGAAGUUUUAACUGCUCUCACUGCUGUUCUCAUCAAUGAUGCUAUAUCACCGGUCUUUGAGUGUCCAAUCCUUUCUGGUGUGAUGAACAUGCACUCAUUCUAUUAUUGUCACAAUUA
This is a messenger RNA of Plectropomus leopardus (leopard coralgrouper), 7181 nucleotides long. It is a transcript of the gene rprd2b, whose product is annotated as regulation of nuclear pre-mRNA domain containing 2b. The record is from RefSeq and is a predicted model, not a curated record. Lineage: Eukaryota; Metazoa; Chordata; Actinopteri; Perciformes; Serranidae. Gene Ontology annotation, biological process: mRNA 3'-end processing. Gene Ontology annotation, molecular function: RNA polymerase II complex binding.